This is a messenger RNA of Schistocerca nitens (vagrant locust), 1555 nucleotides long. RefSeq names its product RNA 3'-terminal phosphate cyclase-like protein (gene Rtc1). Lineage: Eukaryota; Metazoa; Arthropoda; Insecta; Orthoptera; Acrididae. Gene Ontology annotation, molecular function: RNA endonuclease activity. Gene Ontology annotation, cellular component: nucleolus. The record is from RefSeq and is a predicted model, not a curated record. The transcript has a single exon. Gene Ontology annotation, biological process: endonucleolytic cleavage of tricistronic rRNA transcript (SSU-rRNA, 5.8S rRNA, LSU-rRNA); ribosome biogenesis. The coding region runs from base 23 to 1156 and encodes 377 amino acids.
AUGUGCAAUUGUGCGGACAACGAUGGCGGAAGGGAGUGAUGUUUUAAAAUUUGAUGGAAGCAACUAUUUACGGCAGCGGUUAAUAUUAUCCACGUUAAGUGGAAAAGCUGUUAAAGUUAAGAAUAUUAGAUCUCGAAGUGACGAUCCAGGCCUUAAAGAGUUUGAAGUGAAUCUUGUGAGGUUGUUAGAUAAGGUAACGAAUGGCUCAACUGUAGAGGUUAAUGAGACAGGGACCUCCUUAUUUUAUCAACCUGGAUUGCUGUUUGGAGGACAUGUUGAACACGAAUGCUGUAAAGCUAGAGGUAUUGGUUACUAUUUGGAAGUGCUAAUAGCUCUUGCUCCUUUUUGCAAGAAACCGCUAAAUGCUGUUUUGAAAGGUGUUACAAAUUGCGCGACAGACAUUUCAGUGGAUGUGCUUCAUAAUGUUGCCCGUCCAAUCCUACGAAGAUUUCUUGGAACAGAUGAGGGACUUGAAUUCUCAAUCACAAAGCGUGGUAUGGCGCCAGGUGGUGGCGGUGAAAUUGUUUUCAAGUGCCCAGUAAGGAAGCAGUUGAAACCUUUGCAGUUAGAAGAACCUGGAAAAAUUAAACGUGUACGUGGCGUAGUUUAUGCAGUACGUGUUUCACCCGCGAUUGCGAACAGACUAGUAGAAUCAGCGAAAGGCAUUAUUCUAAAGUUUUUGCCUGAUGUGUACAUUCAUACUGACCACUGUACUGGCACGAAAUCAGGCAAGUCGCCAGGUUUCGGAAUUGCUUUGUACGCUGAAACAUCAGGUGUAGUAUAUACUGGUGAAAUGGUUUCCAGAGCUGCUGGAGCAAAUCUUUCUCCAUCAGUACCAGAAGAUAUAGGAAGAGAAGCAGCAUAUCGACUGUUGGAAGAAGUGUACAGGGGUGGCUGUGUAGACUCGGUGUUUCAGAGCCACACCACGUUAUUUAUGGCUCUCACACCAAAAGAUGUAUCUGUGUGUAUCACUGGACCACUAUCACCUUAUGCAAUACAGUUUCUUCGUCACAUGAAAGAGUUCUUUAAUUUGGCUUUUAAACUAGAUGUAAUAGAGACCAUAGAUAAUGAAGAUGAACUAAAUGUUGGUUCCAAGAAAGUGAAAUUAACUUGUGUUGGUGUAGGCUUUACAAAUCUAAGUAAGAGAGUAGCAUAGUAGUGUGUGUUUAUGAGCACAUGAUUCAAUUUGAGUGACGAACAUUUUAUAAUGUUCUGUAGUAGAUUGCAACUUUGACAGCCCUCUGUUAUUUUGGCAGAUACUGUGCAGGAGGAAGAUUACUGAACUGUUGCUGCAAAAUAUGUCUAUGAUAUGAAAUAUGUAAACAGUAGCUUUCUUCUCAUUUUGCAUGAUCUUCAUCAUAAGUGACAAGAUGUGGAAUUGUAUUUAUUAACUGGACACCACAUUGGCAAAAUAUGUAAAUUUUUUUCCUUGGUGUGCAUAACCCUGGAUGGGCAAGAGUCUGCUCUACAUGCAAUUUACUCUACACAUGCUCUGACCGCAAUUUUAUACAAUAUGUAUGAGGGUGACUCAAUUAAUGAAUCAGUACUCUUUAAA